This is a messenger RNA of Penicillium lagena, 879 nucleotides long. RefSeq names its product Serine hydrolase FSH. The record is from RefSeq and is a predicted model, not a curated record. Gene Ontology annotation, cellular component: nucleus; cytoplasm. The coding region runs from base 1 to 879 and encodes 292 amino acids. Lineage: Eukaryota; Fungi; Ascomycota; Eurotiomycetes; Eurotiales; Aspergillaceae. The transcript is spliced from 2 exons.
AUGACCUGUGGUUUCUUCAUCCUCUGCGUGCCCUGUGUGCCCCGGAUUCUGAAGGAUACCGGGGUUUUACGGAAGAUCAAAAGAGUGGUAGGUAUGAAGACAACGAACACUUCAAAGCGGGACGCGGGGACCGGCCCCUCGAGCAACCACAGCAGGCUGGCGGGAAGCACGAUCGGCAAUUCCUACUACAAGCUGGACAACCUGAAGUCGUCGUCCGAGUCUACGGAGUAUCUACACGGCGGAGUACGGGAUGCAGGCAUCACACGUACCACUCGCAUCGCUGUUAUGUCAGACCCUCGAAAUCCGAAUGGGGAGGACAAGACUGCAGGCGCUGCAGCGGUAACGAACGAGUUCUUUGGGUAUAUCCCGAACACCACGAACGACGUGGGUCAGUACGAUGACCUGGUGGUGGGACUAGUGGAGUACGUCCGCAGCCACGGGCCGUUCGACGGAGUGAUGGGAUUUUCGGAGGGCGGGACCAUGGCAGCUCUGCUACUGAUUGAAGACGCCAGGAAUUCCUUUGCGGGAUUUAAAUGUGGUAUCUUCUUUAGUGCUGCCGUUCCUUUCGACCCGGAUGUCGUCCGUACCAGGCACCUGCGUUGUAUUGACCCAACCAUUGAUGGGGUGGUGAUCCAUGUGCCUACGGCGGUUAUAGUUGAGAAAAAUUUUGGUCGUCUACGGCAUCUUUCGCCUCUGGACAAGUUGUGGCCCGAUGAUGAGGAGGCCUUGGUCUCAAUUUGCGCGGAGUCCUCGCGCGAAGUGGUUCGGCAUGAUCUGGGGCACCACGUUCCCGGAUCCGCGUCGACGACGGAGGGGUUGACAGUAACCUUACAAGCCAUUGAAAGGACAAUUGAGCGAGCUAGUGAGCUGUACAGCUAG